AUGUCAGGUCAGGAGACCUCUCCACAGUCUCCCCCCGCAAACACACCCAAGCAUCGACGUCCCUGGAACUCAGCCGAGGAUGCGACUCUGAGGACGCUCGUAGGCCAUUUUGGUGCCAGUCGAGGCUCGGAGGGUAGGUGGAAGGACAUUGCAGCUGGGCUUGAGGGCCGUACGGCCAAGGAUUGUCGCAAAAGAUGGCUUCACUCUCUUGACCCAUCAUUGCGUAAAGGCCGAUGGACAUCUCAAGAGGAUGAGAUUCUCCUCUCAGCCUAUGCUCGACUUGGACCACUUUGGAAUGACAUUGCCUCUCUGAUUCCUGGAAGAAAAGACGAUCAAUGUUCUAAGAGAUACAAUGAUAUCCUCAAUCCAUCCGCCAAAAACCGCUUGAGCGAUUGGACCGCGGAAGAAGACAACCUUCUGCGCUCAGGUGUAGCAACACUUGGUCACCGUUGGGUGGCUAUCUCAUCAAGAAUACCUGGCCGUCCCCCUCUUACUUGCCGUAACCGCUGGCGUACUCUCUCGCGACAAUCGCACAAUCGGCAGAGCAAAUCCCAAGGCACCACACCUUCGUCAUCGUCCCAAGUGUCUCCCACAGAUAACGGCAUAUCGCCAGCGCCGCAAAACCCCAACCUUAGUAUAGAAACGGGAAGUGGGAUCGCUUCCGAUCAACUCAUGCCUUUUCCAACUAUGGAUGCCGAUAUGGGCCAUGACCAAAUGGGCCCUGCUUUCCUUGAUUCAGCUUUCUUUGAGACGUUUGCAGGCCCCUCGCCUUCGCCAUUCAGAGAUUCCGAAGCAAGUGACGACACAGAGACUCCAAAUGAUGCGGUAGAGCCUUCGCAUCCUGGGCCUGUUCCAGAUGUCACCUCGAAUAUUUCCCAUAUGUCUGACCAACUACCAAACGUCCCUAGACAGUGGCCACCACCACCUAGACCGCUGCAAGUACAGCCCGAAAACAUUACGAACGGGACCUUCAUACCUUCACCAUCAACCUGGCCAUCAAUCGGCGCAAUGUUACCACCAGGAACUCCACCUACGGACCAGAACCUCUGGUUAGGGGCGGCGGGUAAUUCUUCAGCCCCGAAGAAUUGGACUGUCCCAGCAGAUGAUUCCUUACCCCAAUCCUACACUGAGCAAUUUCAAAUACCGACUUCAACACCACAAGCCGUUCACCACCAUCAUCACCAUCAUGUACAUCACCACUUCCACCAUUACCAUCACUACACAGGCGCAGGAGAUCAAUGGAGACAAUUGGAACAACAAUCAGAGGCCGAGGCGAUGCAAGCACACCUCCAGAAUGAGAACGGUGCUUCGAAUCCCCCGGGAUGA
Molecule: messenger RNA, 1326 nt
Organism: Fusarium sp. VM40
Lineage: Eukaryota; Fungi; Ascomycota; Sordariomycetes; Hypocreales; Nectriaceae
Source: the annotation of a GenBank genome assembly